Messenger RNA from Abrus precatorius (Indian licorice), 1639 nucleotides. Its product is annotated as E3 ubiquitin-protein ligase PRT1-like. NCBI's taxonomy places the organism in Eukaryota, Viridiplantae, Streptophyta, Magnoliopsida, Fabales, Fabaceae. The coding region runs from base 52 to 1158 and encodes 368 amino acids. The transcript has 7 exons. Gene Ontology annotation, biological process: proteasome-mediated ubiquitin-dependent protein catabolic process. The record is from RefSeq and is a predicted model, not a curated record. Gene Ontology annotation, molecular function: ubiquitin protein ligase activity; zinc ion binding.
GAUCCUCUGUUGUUAGACGCUUCCUCUCUCCGUCGGCGAUCUUUCAAGAGAAUGGAGAAUAACGCAUUGAAAGAUGAAAACGAACACCAAGAAAUCUUCGAACCCUUUGUUUGCUGUGUUUGCCUGGAUCUAUUACACAAGCCUAUUGUGCUAUCUUGUGGUCACAUAUCCUGUUUCUGGUGUGUCCAUAAAUCAAUGAGUGGUUUGCAUGAGUCUCAUUGUCCGAUUUGUAGGCAUCCAUACUAUCACUUUCCAACGAUCUGUCAAAUGCUUCACUAUUUGCUUCUUAAGAUCUAUCCUGAUGCUUACAGGAGGAGGGAAAAGGAGAUGCUUGAGAAAGAAGAGGAUAUGGGCUGUUUCUCCCCUCAGUUUGAUGCUUGUACAUGUGGAUCACAAGUUGUAUCUGAUCACCCUGGGAUUUCACCUUCCUGUAACAUUAAAAAUUCAGUGUCCAACUCAUGCAGCAUAGAAUCCUUUGGAAGUAUGGAGCAAUCAGGAUCUGCAACUCAUAAAGGAGAUGAAGACAGUCAAGGCACCACCAUAUAUUCUGAGCACUCUUCUGACAGAACACCUGAAGUUAUCGGGACUCCUGAUGAUGAAAAGAAAUUACGUAAUAAUGAUCACAAUCAACAAGAAAUAUUAAUUGCAGAUGUGAUGUGUACAAUGUGCAAGCAGCUUCUCUUUCAUCCAGUUGUUCUUAAUUGUGGUCAUGUAUACUGUGAGACUUGUAUAAUUAACGUAGCUGAAGAGAUGCUUAGAUGUCAUGUUUGUCAAAGUCCACAUCCAAGAGGAUUACCAAGAGUUUGUUUGACGCUUGAUCACUUUUUGGCUGAGCGAUUUCCAAAUGAAUAUGCUCAGCGAAGGGAUGCAAUUCAACUUGCCCAAAUCAAAGUCAAACCUGAGACCACAUCAUGUUCUUUGCAUAAUGGUAAAGGAGGAACGAUAUCGCCAUGGUCUGAUCCCAGAUUGAACACUCAUGUAGGAGUUGGUUGUGAUUUUUGUGGGAUGUACCCAAUAACUGGGGACAGAUAUAGAUGCCUUGACUGUAAGGAGCAGAUUGGUUUUGAUCUUUGUGGUGAUUGCUAUAAGACCAGCUCAAAGCUUCCUGGCCGAUUUAAUCAGCAGCACACCCCUGAACACAGGUUCGAGCUUCAAUGAUAUUAUGGGACAGUUAGUUGGCAGUUGAAUGAGAAAGAGUCGCCAUAAAAGUUUGUAAUUAUAGCUGAUGAUCCUGCUUUGGCUAAUGAAGAGGAUGACCAGAAUGACUCCGAAACCAUGAUUUGAAAAACUGAAAUCACAAAGUCCCAUUAUCUUAUGGUGUAAUUUCUUGCUACUCUGACAGGAUCCAAUGAAUCAUGUGAGUUGGCAUUCCAACUGAGUUGGCAUUUCUGUUUCACAUGGCCUUAAGUGAUUUUUCCUGACUUGGACAUAUUGGUCUUUAUUUUCAUAUCCCAAUUCUGUCUGGCAAUUUGUGACUCUUUUGUAUCGAUGACAUUAGAUACAGGCAUUUGUGUUCACUCAGGACUUGACCUACCUGCCUAUAUUUGACUGUAUUUGAUUAGGUAGCAUAGGUAUUUCUGAGUUUGCCUGAGAAUGUGUAUAUUAUAAUAAUUGAUAAAAGAAAAAGAAUUUAUAUACC